Molecule: messenger RNA, 1608 nt
Organism: Apus apus (common swift)
Lineage: Eukaryota; Metazoa; Chordata; Aves; Apodiformes; Apodidae
Exons: 8
Coding region: 1-1608 (535 amino acids)
Molecular function (GO): cell-cell adhesion mediator activity
Source: RefSeq, a predicted model, not a curated record
AUGCUUUGUCCCCUGCUUUUCUGGGCUGAAAUCUGCCUGCUGCUGCUCUGCCGAGGCUGCCAGCUGGAGGAGCCAGUGAUGGGUUUGAAUGAAGCUGUGAAAUCUGAUAGACUUAUUGCAGCACCCAUUGGUGGAGAGGCAAAUUUCUAUUGCAACUUCUCACUCUCAAUGGAGGUUUUGCAAGUCACCUGGCAGAAGAGAGUCGGGUCAUCCUUCCAGAACUUAGCCACCUACAGCCUAAACCACGGGCCAAGGCUGAUAGGGUCAUUUCAGGAGAAGGCACGUUUCACUAGGGCAACCCUGAAGGCCUCAGCUAUCACACUCCAAAAUCUCACAUUUGAAGAUGAGUCCUCUUACAGAUGCAUUUUCAACGUGUUCCCUUACGGCUCCUUCAGCAAAGAUAUAUGCCUCAACAUCCAUACAAUUUCUGAGCUAACAGUGGAAUAUGACUCCCACCUGUCCACCGAGGGUCUCCUCACUGCAGUUUGCUCAGCAACAGGAAAACCUGCUCCCCAGAUCACCUGGCUGGAUGACAGAGACCUGGAUAAGUCCCCUGAAAUACACCACAUCCAAAAUGCAAACGGAACAACAGAGAAACACAAAUAUAUCAGGAGUGUUCAGAAGAGCAUAAUUAGCAUGGCACUCUUCACAGCUGUGGUGUUAUUAAUAUUCUUGCUAUAUUGCACCAUGAGACAAAUCAACAGAAGAGCGGAAAAACAGAAGAGAUGUUCUGCACCCAAAACACCUGCAGAGGAGGAAAGCUUACACCAAGACCUAAGCGAGAAAACUGAGAGUUUGCACACACUGAAGGACCAGCACAUUGCUCAUCAAAACGAGACACCAGGCUCCUCGCUUCACAAAAGGCUGCCAGAUCUGAAGAGAAACUUCAGAAAGAAAAAAAAUUGCAGGCACUUGUUUUCAGAGGAGGAGGAGAACCUGAACAGCAACAUCCAUGGCAUGGUUAAGAGGGGACCUGUUGCAUUAUGUGACAAGGAGCUGGGCUGCGUACCCAUGGAGAAGGACAGAGAGGCAACAGCAGGUGAAGAAGUCCAAAUAGCACACCACCUGGCUGCUCCCCAGUCCAGUACAGGAAGGAGAGCCACCAGCCUAAUAAAGGCCCACCUCCACAGUCCCAGAGGAGCACAGGAGCACAAGAGCAGGGAGUCUGGGGCUUUGCUGCGGAUUUUCACAAGCAACGCGCUCGACCGUCCCGGCGAGCUGCUCCGAGUUUAUGGCUCCGGCUUGCCGAGACCUUGUCCUUGCUUUAAGCAGGUGGUGUCUUAUUCGUCAGUGGUUCGCUCAUUCUUUAUCAUUUGCUCUUCCAAGACCAAUUUGUUAAUUUGGUUGACAUCGAUAACCUCUGAGGGAAGAAGAAAACGGCAGAGGGACGUAAAGCGGUGCCGCCCAUUCCAGGCUCCAGGUGGACUGGGAAGUAACAGCGCUCGGCCUUGGGCUUCUUCUGCCCAUGGGAUGGCGCCUGAGCCGGGGGCAUCCGUGGCUGGGGAACGGGACGGGCGCUGGGACCCUCCUGGGAAGGACGGGACAGGACGGGACACGGCCGGCCGUGAGAUGCUGCCUCCGUCACUCGGCCGUGCGGAACAUUCCUAA